Amphimedon queenslandica is the source of this 997-nucleotide messenger RNA. RefSeq names its product sulfotransferase 1C2A-like. The record is from RefSeq and is a predicted model, not a curated record. NCBI's taxonomy places the organism in Eukaryota, Metazoa, Porifera, Demospongiae, Haplosclerida, Niphatidae. Gene Ontology annotation, molecular function: sulfotransferase activity. The coding region runs from base 38 to 916 and encodes 292 amino acids. The transcript is spliced from 3 exons.
UGCAAUUAUCAGUUUGUCUACUGGUGAUGUGUAUCUAAUGCUGCAUUAUUGUCUACAGGAAAGACUGAAAAUGUCAAGUGGUUCAAUUCAAUUAUUGCGUGAAUUUGAUGGUUUUCCCUUUAAUCCUUUGUUGGAUGCAAGCUGGAUAGCUGAAAUCCCCGACUAUCCUAUUUCUCCAGGUGAUCUGUACAUUGCCACUUAUCCAAAAUCCGGUACAACAUGGACACAACAGAUUGUAUCACUCAUACAGUGGGGAGGAGAGAAGGACACUCAUAUCAGUUCUGAUAUACCAUGGCUGGAAAGUAUAGGAAAAGACAGUGCAAGGGCUCUUUCACCUCCUCGUACUCUAAAGACUCAUCUACCAUAUGACAUGAUGCCUGGAAGAGAUCCUGCUAAUUCUAUUGGCAAGUACAUAUAUAUUGCACGUAAUCCUAAAGAUGUGGCUGUGUCAUUGUACUAUCAUGCAAAACGUUAUGCUGCUUUUCAAUUUACUGGUGACUGGGAUUGCUUUUUUGAGCUGUUUAUGAAAGGAGAGGUUUCGUGUGGACUUUGGUUUCAUCAUAUUUUUGGCUGGUGGGAGCAUAAAGAUGCGAAAAACAUUUUGUUUUUAAAGUAUGAAGAUUUGAAGAAAGAUCUGCCUGCUUCAGUGAAGACUAUAGCACAAUUCAUGGGUUGUAGUCUUGAUGAUGCAAUGAUUGAUAAAAUUACUAAACAGAGCACAUUUGAGAGCAUGAAAGAUGACCCACUAGCUAAUCUACCAUUAGGAUUCCCUGUUGUCAGCGGUUCUACACCUUUUAUACGUAAAGGAGUGAUUGGUGACUGGAAGAAUCACUUUACUGAUGAGCAGUCGACAAGAUUUGAUGCUGAAUAUACUAAAAGAAUGUCAGGAACUGGUUUAGUUUUUGACUUUCAAUGAUAUUGCUCAGGCUUACAGCUAUAUAUACAGUAUUUUCUCUUGCAAUUUGCAAGUUUAUAACUUAAGCAAUGAGAAGCGUCA